Messenger RNA from Heterobilharzia americana, 5949 nucleotides. The record is from the annotation of a GenBank genome assembly. Lineage: Eukaryota; Metazoa; Platyhelminthes; Trematoda; Strigeidida; Schistosomatidae.
UUUCAACUAGUUAAGUAUUUGUAUUUAUUCUCUUGUCAUAAAAUUGACUACUUCAAUUCAUUCAUUGUACAUUGAAUAUAAACUAUUGGAAUAUUGAACACAUGCACUCAUUUAAAACUAAUUAAUUUCGAAAGUAUUUCUAUCAAUUCUCUUUGUCAUAAUAUUAUUAUCAUUAUCAUGAUGGAUUAUGUGAGAGUUCAUUAUUGUUCAAGAGCAGAAUUAUUGCCAAGAGAAAUGUGUCUCACCAUACCUUAUGAAUUGAUGACUGGUGAGAAGUCGACUAAAAGCAAUUCUUUAUCAAGUCCUAGCUUAAAACGACAAAUGGAGAAUAAAAUAACUUUCAGUAGUUCAACAUUACCCAAAGCUGGAAGUUCCUCACCAAUUACAUCAUCAGUUAAAAAAGAUGAACAGUCGUUGAAUUCCACCUCUAUGAUGAAUGGACAACAAAUUUCAUCCAAUGUUCAAUUAACCAACAAUAUUUACAAAAGCAAUAUUUAUCAGCAUAUGAAUAAUGGCAAUGAUAGUCAUAAUAUUUACGAUAAUAAUCAUGUAGACGUAAAACUUAUAGGAUCUCAUCCGCUAACAAAUACGUCCAGUAAUUAUAGUAAUACAAAAACUAUUACUAAUACUACAACUCCUAAAAGCAGCAGUAAUAAUAAUCACCAUUCAUUUAUCCCAGUUUUCAUAGAAAUUCUGUAGCCUAUGCAACCGUUACACCGACUUCUACAUGUGUAGAAUUAAAACAGAAUCAUUUCAGUUCUGAUGUAGAUGAGAAGAAUAGAAGACCAGAAACACAUUCAUAUACAAAUGUCGAAGAUAAUGAUAUAAACUAUAAAUGCAUGGAAGAUAUCAAAAGUGCUUCAGUAAAUGAUUUAACCAACUUUACUCAUGGAUUAAAUACUAGUAAUAACAAAAAACUUGAAAAGAUCAAGGAGAUUAAUGUAUCAUCGAAUAAAUCUUCUGUAAUAACUGGUGGAAAAAGUGAAUCACACUCAGUAACUGAUAUUUCAAAUGUAUCUGAAGAAUCAAUGAACAAUAAAAUUCUCCUUCGACCAAAGAUAACAAUAAUUCGUGAAGAUAAUUAUAAAAAGGUUAAAACUAGCUCAUAUCCUAGACUGCCAACCUCACAUCAAUUAAUUAAUGGAAAAGAUGUACAUAUUCGUCAUAGUAAUAUGAUCAAUUCAAAUUUUACUGUUAGUCAAUCACCACAAUCAAAUUUAUCAACUGAAAGUUUAUCCCAUGUAAAUAAUACUACUCAAAUCAACAACAAUAGUAGUAAAAGUCUUUUUUGUAAAAUAAAUCAACCAACAUUAUACAAAUUAGACAAACCAAUAAAAUCUACACCAAAUAUAGGUACAAAAAGUGUAUCAAAUUCAAGAUUACAUAAUACAAAUGAAGUGAAUCAAAUCUAUUGGAAAUAUAACAAUUCACUGGGACAAAAACAAUCUAAUUCUACUGAAGAGCUGAUAGUGGAUGAAUCAAUCUCAGAGAAAAUAAUGGAUAUUCAAACCGAUAACAAUAACAACAACAAUGAUACUCAUACCAACAGUACUAUUACCAAUACCAAUAAUAAUAUUAAUAAUCCAUGGAUGUCUACUCCAUACAAACAAUAUGGAUACUAUAAAUCAACACCAAAUAUCAAUAUGACAAUGCUACCAAAGCGUAAACCACCACAAUUGACAAAAGUUAACGAAGAAUUUGUUACACAUAUAGCUAGACCAUUGAAACCAGAAUUUGUAUAUAAUAAAACUAGUAAUGUCAAUUCAUCGAGUGAACGAGAUUUAUCAGAUUUACUAAAAAGCGAAAAAUUAAAUCCUAGACGGUAUAGUGAACUUGAUCCAUUAGGUCAAUCAAAGAAUGGAGGUCAACAAAAUCUACUUCAUCGUCCCUAUAAUCGAUAUUCAUAUCAUCCAUCAGCUUCAACAGGACCAAAUGUUGAUAUAAAUACUGGUGAAAAUAGUAUAUCUACAUUUAGUCUCAAUAAUAGCUAUGAAAAAAAUGUCAAUAAUCUGGAAGGUGAUGGCCUAAUGAAUGAACCUAUUGUUCGACCUGUUAUCAUGCAAAGAUAUUACGCCCCUAAUCUUAUACAAACGAAAAAAUUGAGUAAUACAAAUAUCUCACUUUGUGAGAACUAUGAAAGUCUGUGUGAUCAAUAUUCUGAGAAAAAAACAUGCUUUUUACCCUCGGAACAUACACCAGCCAACUGGAAUGGGCAUUCCGGUUUCUAUGCAUCAGAUGAAGCACUACUUAAUCGGAUCAAAUCGUCAACCAAUGGAUACGAAACGAUAAAUGGUAACUCUAGUUAUUCACAAUCAUUUUCUCCUACUGUUGUUAGUCCUAAUAUUUGUCUCGGUAAUAUACCUGCGAAUAAUAACAUUAACCAUUUAAUUAAUAACUAUCUUGAUAGUAAAUCAAGUGGAAUCUAUAGAAAAAUUAAUCAAAAACAACCAAAUCGUGUAUUGCCAAGAAGACCACGUUCUUUAAUUCAAGAUUAUUACAACUGGGAUGUUCCACGAUCAUCGAAUGAGUUAAAAAGUAUGCAUUACAAUGAUAUGAACCACAAUAAUCAUAAUUUGAAUAAUAUUCAUAAUCAUAGUUAUAACAAUAUUGAUAAUGAGAUGCUUAUGUGCAGUGAAUCUGUGGCUGUACGUUCUGUUACACCAAGUGCAUUCAGAAAAUAUGAUCCUUAUGGUCAACAAUCAUACAAUACUAAUACUGCUGCAUAUACUAAUCAUAGUAAUACUAUUAGCGACUUCUGUUUAUAUGAUUAUCAUGGUAAUGAUGAAAUUGCUAGGAAAACAGGAACAUGGACGUAUACAGAUAAAGAUAUUCCCUUCCAUCCUGAUUCAUAUAUUGCGAACAAGCGAAAAAAUGCUUCAGUCUAUGGUGGGAAUUAUCAAAGACCAGUUGAUAUUAUGAAUCUACGAUCUAGUCCUACAGAAGGCAAUCUUUAUCUAUCCACCCAAAUAACUAACAACAACAAUAUCUCCAGUUUGUCCAAUAACAAUAGCAGUAGUAAUAAUCAUGAUAAUACAUCGAAUUAUGUACAAUCAUUUUCACCAAUAUCAUUUAGCAUAUCGCAACAUCAAAGAUAUUCUAUGAAACAACAAUCCUGUCAACAAAAUAUAAAUAGUUCAUUAACUGAUAUCUGUUCUGCAACUUCUUCAUUAUCCGAUCAUACAACAAAUGGUACCAAUUGUCUAUAUCAAAAUAAUACUGGUUCAUUAUCCUUUAAUGGAGGAUUUGGAUUAGGCGCAGGAGCAAGUGGUGGCAGUACAUGUGUUCAACACCGUAAUCUACCAUCUCUGCCUAAUCUACAUGACCAGCAUAAUAAGACAUUAACACCAUCCCAAUUAAGUAUACCUAUGGUGACAUGGAGAGUGAAAGAUAGUAAAGAACGCUAUUAUGAUAAAAAAUUGUUACGUUUAAUUGAACAGUUACCAAAAGAUAGACAGAAUUCAAUUGGACUUAUACUCUUAGCAAUGGAUGUCAAGUUGAUUAAUCGUAAUAGUAAUUCAACUAUAACAAACAAAGGCAAUGAUGAUGAUAUCUUCUGUGGUGGUUUAGAAUAUCGUCUACGUGAAGCACUUGAAUUGAUACAACCUAAAAAACAAAUAUUAAAUAAUGAUGAAUUAUGCCUGAAUACUACUGAUUUCAGUAGUAAAUCAUAUCCAAAUAAAAUUAUUGAUGUAAGAAGUCGAAAAAAUUUAAAUGACAUAACAAGUCAGUCAUUUAAUCAACGUAAAGAAGAAUAUAUCCCAAAAGAAGAUGGUCGUGAAUCUGGCAUAGAUCCGGAUACAAUAGAUGAAGUGUCAACACCGAUUAUAGGGAAUUCACUCAGUUUGAAUGAAAUAAAAUACAAUAACAAUAAUAAUGGUAAUACCAAUCAUAUCAACAUUGUAAACAAACCAAGUGUAAUUACUGUAUUGAGAAGGCUUGCAAGAUGCUUAGCAAUACGUAUAGCUAAUAAACGGCAUAGUUUAGCUUCAGCUAAUCAACAUGUUGCACGAAAUUCAAUUGAAGAGAAACUUCUACGCUAUCGACUAAGUGAAUUAAACAUGGACGCCGGUUAUUCUGAUUGUUUAAUGAAUAGUUGGAAUUCAUUGAAUUCAAUUGAACCAAAUCGUGGUACAAUUGUAAAUCGAUUUGAUAGAUGGCAUAAUAAUACAAUAGCUGUUAUACAAUUACUUUGUCAAUUAGCUAGACGUUUAGCUACACUAGAUGCACAACUAUAUCAUUGUAGUAAACAUGAAUAUCAUGAGAAUGCCGUAUUAUUGUGUAAGAAUGAAUUGAAUUAUCCCCUAUAUUGUCAUUUAUCAUCGUCUGUUACCACUCUCCCUCCUCCUACUCCUUCUGCAAUUGGUACUGCUGCUGCUGCUGCUGCUGUCACUGCUGCCUAUUCAUCUUCCCUACCACAUCAUUUAUUGAAUGACUUCAGUCAAACAAAUGGAGAUGAUAAAUAUGAAAAAAAUCAAAUAUUGGAACAACAAAGACAAUUGAUUACACAAAUUAAAGAAGCUCAAUCAUUAAGAGCUGAAUUAGAGACAUGUCGACGACGUCUACUGGAAAGUAUACCACCGAAUUUGAAAUGUGAUCUAACGCAUACUAUAUUAGGUAAAUUAGGCAGAGAUUUUAUUGAUGAUACACAGUCAACUAUACCGAUAAAGCCAUCAAAUGCAUACACUGGUAGUAAUACAAUUAAUAAACAGAGUAAUAAUAGUAAUACUAGUAAAAGAGCAUCAAAUUAUUUCUCAGAAUCUCAGUUAACACUUCAUCCAGAACAAUAUGAACAAAAUCAAUAUCAAUUGAAUGGUGAUAGCCAAAAAAGAAUAUUGAAAAUCACUUCUGAUAGUGACGAUAAUGGUCAUGAUUUAGACUGUCAACAAGCCACAACGACGACGACAACAGCAACAUCACAAUUUCUUAGACAACGUGUUGCGGAACAUUUAAUUGAAUUUUUAAAUUCUUUUGUGCUUUCACAGAUAUUUGAAACAGAGAUCAAAGUAGAUCAAGAUCUAUGGGAGAGUAUACAAGAUGAACUUAGAUUUGAGUUAUCUUAUUAGGUUAUUGAUAAUCAACCUCACUUGUUCUCUAUCUAACUGGAUCAUCUCUCAUUUGUAAAAAAAAAGAAGAGAAAGUCAACCAGUUAGAAAUACAGACAAGAAUAUAAUACAUGAUUACACUGAUUUAAGGCGAAAAAAAAUAUCAGUAAAUUAAACAGAAAUGUAACUAACUACCUUUUGAAUAAUAAAAUCAAAUAAACAUCAGAUUUUCUUGUUUUCUUUGUGUAUUUUUAAGUUAAAUUAAUUUCGAUAAGUUUACUUUUAUAGAUUUUAUGCUAUAAGAGGAAAAAGAAGAGACUAUUUGUUGAUAACUUAAAAAUGUACCUUUUUCAUCAAUUGUGUAUGUAUUGUUCAUUAAUAAAUAUUAUUAGUUAUUAUUGCAUCUCAUCAAUCUAUUUUUCAUGCAAAUUGUGUAUUAUUUCAUAAGAAAAUAAUAAUAACUUACCUGAUAUUUCGUCUAUUCCAUCAAUUGUGAUGUUCAUAUUAUUGUAUUCGUUUCAUAUUGAAAACUGUUCAAUAUUGAAGAUGAUCAUAUUUAUUCAGUUAUAUUUUAUCUGAUUUAUUUAUAAUCUAUUUGUUUAUUUACGCGUAUAUGUGCUUACCAUGUAUUUGUCAUGUUUUUUCUUCAUUUCUUAAGGAGUUAUUGAGGUUACCCCUUGUUUAUUUGUCUUUUCAAUAUAGAUAUAGGGAAUAAAAUAAGAUUAGGUGACACAUAAACGGUCUUGUAAACUUAUCCACUGUAUCUAUGCAACACACAUACGCACAUAGGUAGGUGAAAGAGACUACUUCGUUUAGGUUUCUCCCGUUGAUGGUGAUUGGGUUCCUUUGUAUAUUAGUGUGUUAAUGUGUAAACUGGCAACUUCAAAAGCUAAGCAACAACUAUCAG